Messenger RNA from Vigna unguiculata (cowpea), 3420 nucleotides. RefSeq lists its product as uncharacterized. NCBI's taxonomy places the organism in Eukaryota, Viridiplantae, Streptophyta, Magnoliopsida, Fabales, Fabaceae. Gene Ontology annotation, molecular function: nucleic acid binding; zinc ion binding. The record is from RefSeq and is a predicted model, not a curated record. Gene Ontology annotation, biological process: DNA integration.
AUGGCUGCUGCUUUGACCCAGCAAAGCAAUGCCAUGUUGCAGCAGCACGAGGUGGCGAUGCAGCGCCAGGAAGCCUCUCUUGAGCAACAGAACUUUGUGAUGCAGCAGAUGGAGGCUGCUAGGCAUGCUGCUGAGGACGCUCAGAGGCAGCACAUGGAUGCUCUCCACCAGUUAGGGGAGAAUGCUGUUGGUGCUCAGAUGUAUGGUCCUCAUCCCCAACCUCCACCCCCUGAAUGGAGUUUGGAAGACUUCUUGAAGCACCAACCCGCCAAGUUUGAUGGCAAGACGAGUCCCGAUCAGGCGGACCAAUGGAUGAAGGAUAUGGAGCGCAUCUUUGAUGCCAAGAGGUGCCCCGAUGAGAGCAGGCUUGCUUUCACUGAGCAUUGGUGGGCCAGCAUGAGGCUAGUGAUGGAAGAGAAGCAUGAGGAUAUCACAUGGGAGACCUUCAAGAGGAGGUUCCUAUCUGAGUAUUUCCCUGAUAGUGUGAGGUACGCUAAGGAGGUAGAGUUCCUCCAACUGACACAGGGGAACAAGUCAGUAGCUAAGUACGCCGAGAGGUUCAAGCAUCUGGGGCGUUUCUACACCAUGCCGCUCGAUGAGGAGUGGCGUUGCAGAAAGUUUGAGAAUGGUCUUAGAGGAGACAUUCGCUUGAUGGUGGACCCGUUGUCCAUCAAGGACUUUGCGGCCUUGGUAGAAAAGGCCAGGGUCAUGGAGCGGAUGAAGAGGCUUUUCUUCCCCUCCCAGCAAGAUCCAGUGCCACCACUGCGGAGGACCACACUGAAGAGUUUUUGCCCGCAGCUAUCGAGUUUCCGCAGGUGCAACCAUUGUGGCAGGGAGGGCCACUUUAGUAGGGACUGUCCCACUUUGAGGAGGGCAGUGGCACGACCUUCAUCACAGACUCCGAGCCAGACUUCUGGUCAGACUCAGCAGAGGAGGGGAGGCAGCAAGCCUCAAGCUACAGGCAUGAUUUUUGCAAUGACCGGGUCAGAGGCAGCAAGUGCAGGUAACCUCGUCGUUGGUUGUUGUGUGAUUUCUGGCAAAGCUUGUUGUGUUCUUUUUGAUUCUGGAGCGACACACUCGUUUGUGUCAGAGUCUUGUGUGCGGGAGUUGGGUCUUCCGGUGUGUGAGCUACCGUUUGACCUAGUGGUAUCUACCUCGACAUCUGGGUUGGUUAGGACUUCUUCUGUGUGUGCUAGAUGUCCAGUUGAGGUAGAGGGACGCGUAUACAAAGUCAAUCUCAUAUGCCUCCCUCUGCAAGGGCUAGAUGUGAUCUUGGGAAUGGAUUGGCUCUCUGCCAAUCAUGAAAUUCAGAGCGGCGCACAGUGUUAUAUGAUCUUUGACAAGAUAGAGGUUGAGAAGGAGGAGAGGAUCACCGUGAUACCAGUGGUCAGGGACUUUGAGGAUGUGUUCCCCGAAGAGGUACCAACUUUACCCCCGAGGAGAGAAGUUGAGUUCUCCAUAGAUUUGGUACCGGGAGCUGGCCCUGUGUCGAUAGCUCCUUACCGCAUGGCCCCAGCGAAGUUGGUGGAGUUAAAGAAGCAGAUAGAAGGAUUGUUUGAGAAACAGUUUAGACGGUCGAGUGCUUCGCCGUGGGUAGCGCCCGUCUUGUUGCUACAUGGGGCGUUAGUGUUCUCCAAGAUUGAUCUCCGAUCAGGUUAUCAUCAGAUUCUGGUGAAGGCAGAAAACGUAGAGAAGACUGCUUUCAGAUCCAGAUAUGGGCACUUCAAGACGCAUGAGGAGCAUGCCGAGCACCUGAGGAUAGUGCUUGCUAAGGUGGAGGCCGUGAUACAGUGGGAAUAUCCCAAGUCUGUGACCGAGAUUCGGAGCUUCGUGGGUUUAGUUGGCUACUACAGGAGGUUUAUAGAGGGGUUCUCCAAGAUAGUGGCACCCCUAACACAGCUAACCAGGAAAGACCAACCGUUUGCAUGGACUGAUAGGUGUGAGGAGAGCUUCAAAGAGCUUAAGCAGAGGCUGACGAGUGCUUCAGUGUUGGUAAUCCCGGAUAGGCGGUGGAUAGAAUUUUUGAAGGACUACGACUUUGAGCUUCUCUAUCACCCAGGGAAGGUGAAUGUGGUGGUAGACGCACUGAGUAGGAAGACCGUGCAUGUGGCACACCUGAUGAUAAAAGAGAUAGAGUUGCUUGAGAGCUUCAGAGACAUGAAGCUACAGUUUGAGCUGGAGCCGGAAUUCAUUAGGUGUAGCACCUUGGUUAUAUCUAGUGACUUCCUGAGCUUGAUUAAGGAGAAGCAAGCACAAGAUGCUAGUUUGCAGAGGGUAAAAGAGCUACUUGGGUCGGAUCAGGCCAAGGAGUUUGCCUUGGGUAGUGAUGGUGUGCUGAGGUUCAGAGGCAGGGUCUGUGUACCAGAUGAUGUUGAUUUGAGAAGAUUGGCUAAGGUGGAGCAUCAGAAACCUGGUGGAAUGCUUCAGCCCUUGGAUAUUCCGGUGUGGAAGUGGGAUAACAUAGCUAUGGAUUUUGUUACCCACUUGCCUCGCACUGUGAGAGGGCAUGAUGCUAUAUGGGUGGUGGUGGAUCGACUAACGAAGAGUGCUCACUUUUUGGCAGUGAAUCUCAGAAUGUCUAUGGCCAAAGACCCCCGGUUCACUUCGAGGUUCUGGCAGACGCUACAGGAGGCUAUGGGUAGCAGGCUGAGGAUGAGUUCUGCUUGUCAUCCUCAGACAGAUGGCCAGUCAGAGAGGGUGAUUCAGUCCUUGGAGGACUUGUAUCUUGGACCACCUUGGCAGUUGGAUGGUGAGUCGGUUUUGGUAGGACCUAAGUUGUUGCAACAAACCACAGAGAAGGUGCAGUUGGUGAGGGAUAGGUUGCAGGCAUCUCAGAGUCGGCAGAAAGCAUAUGCAGACCGGAGGAAGAGGCCCUUAGAGUUUAAGGCUGGGGAGCAUGUGUUCUUGAGGCUACAGAAGUAUGUUUUUGACCCGUCACAUGUGUUGGAGGCGGAGGAUAUGCAAGUCAGGGAGGAUCUCCGUGUAGUGGUACAGCCUGUGGCUAUAGAGGACCGCCAAGUGAAGGAGCGCAAGGGAAGAGCCACUAGUCUUGUGAAGGUUAUCUGGGACCGGAGGACAGGGGACUCUACCUGGGAGCUAGAGGAGGAGAUGAGGAGUUCAUAUCCAUAUCUAUUCUGCAGUAGGCGAGUACUGUUAUUCUCGUCCAAGCGAGCUCGUCUCGCCUGGGCGAGAAUAGUUGAGACUCGCCCAGGUUCUGUUCGAGCAGCUCGCCUAGGCGGAGGGCUCUUGGUUUGGGCGACACGCUGUCUUGCUCAGGAGAGAGUGACUCACCCAAGCGAGUUCUCAAAGAAGAACCUGAUGUGCUUUGCUCGCGUCCUUGUCCAGGCGAAGGAUUUGAUUUUUGGGCGAAGGGCGAUCUCGCCCAGGCGAGCUGGUCUCGCCCAAGCGAGAUGCUCAUAG